AUGGAGAAACAGAACAGAGGACCCAUUACUAAUGUUGCAAAUGCAACUCUUCGUACAGCUGAGGCAACAAAAGUUAGUAAAGCUACAGUUGAACGAAUAAGUAAAGAAGCACGAGAGUCGCAAGAAUUAUAUGGUAACCCAGUUUUCAAUUUAAAGAAGAGGAAAAGAUCGAAACCUGUGACUGGUUUGGAUGACUUUGACAAAUGUUUGCUUCGUCGGAUAAUUCUCCAAUUUUAUGAGAGGAAAGAAAUUCCAACCAUUAAUAAAGUGUUGUCUGAAAUGAGGGAAAGAACAGGAUUCAAAGGGGGUAGAGAAUCUUUAAGAAAAAUUGUGAAAGAAAUUGGUUUCCAGUACGCAAAACUCGAUGGUAGGAAAUUUUUGAUGGAACGAUAUGAUGUGCAGUGCUUGCGAACAAGAUUCCUAGAAAAAAUGCAAAACGUCAGGGAGAACGGACGAAAUGUAAUUUAUCUGGAUGAGACUUGGGUUAAUCAAAAUUACACUGUAGGAAAAUGCUGGAAAGAUAAUAAAUGCGAGAAUGCUUCUGGAAUUAAAGUGCCGUCAGGAAAAGGUGGCCGACUUAUAAUUCUGCAUGCAGGCUCUGCAGAAGGCUUCAUUCCAAACGCUGAGCUCACAUUCACUGCAAAGAAUGACGGUGAUUAUCACCGUCAAAUGAAUCACGAAGUGUUUGAAGAAUGGUUUCGUUGCCAGUUGCUCCCAAACAUACCGCCAACUUCAAUUAUUGUGAUGGAUAAUGCUCCUUAUCAUUCAAGGAAAGUAGAUAGACUACCAACGAUGUCAAGCAAAAAGGCGGUCAUUACAGAAUGGCUCAUCUCUAAAGGUGCGAAACCAACAGAGAAAAUGUUGAAGGGUCAACUUUUAGAGAUGGUAAAGGUGUACUCCGUUAAAAUAAAAAACACUUAUGUCGUAGAUAAAAUUGCAGCAGAAAAUGGACAUGAAAUUAUUCGGCUUCCUCCCUACCACUGCCAAUACAACCCAAUAGAACAACUAAUUUGGGGCCAAGUGAAAAGUUUCAUAGCGAAACGAAACGAUUUUAAGAUGGCAAACCUGUCGGAACUUACUAAAGAAGCUCUGGAUACUGUGCCACCUGAAAAUUGGGAAAAUGCCGUAAGACAUGCCGAGCAAUUGCAAGUGGAAGAUGCAGCAAAAGAUAUCUUGAUUGAUAAAUAUAUUGAUUCAUUUAUUGUAAGUCUUGACUCUUCUGAUGAGGAAUCUUCUGAUGAGGAGUCCUCUUAA
Macrobrachium nipponense is the source of this 1254-nucleotide messenger RNA. RefSeq lists its product as uncharacterized. The transcript has a single exon. The record is from RefSeq and is a predicted model, not a curated record. Bases 1 to 1254 code for a protein of 417 amino acids. Gene Ontology annotation, molecular function: nucleic acid binding. Lineage: Eukaryota; Metazoa; Arthropoda; Malacostraca; Decapoda; Palaemonidae.